AUGGCAGACACUGAAAUUUCCCAAGAGGAUAUGGGGCAUAUUAUAUUCGAUGCCAGGAUUGGAGACUUGGAGAUCCUGGAAGAGAUUUUUGCAGAGGUUGAUCCCAAGCUGCUGCUGAAGAUUGAAGAAGAGACCACCAAGGUCACCCCUAUACAUAUGGCAGCUGCUAAUGGACACAGCGAGGUUAUAAAGUACCUGCUUUCUUUAUUAUCUGAAGAAGAUUCUAAAUUUUUGGUGAAUAAGAGGAACGAGCAUGGUAACACAGCCUUGCACUGGGCAGCAUUGAACGGGCAUUUGGACGCAGUCAAGGUUCUGUGUGAAUACGGAGCCGAUGCCUUUAUUCAGAACAACAUUGGACGUGAUGCUAUAUAUGAGGCGGAGAAUAACGAUAAGGGAGAUGUAGGUAACUUUUUGCUCCAACACUUUUCGGUUGAGCCCGAAGAGGACGAGGAAGAAGAGGAAGGAAAGGAGACUACAGCCAAGGAUGUUCAGAUCCAACCCGGUACCGAGAUACAAAACGCCACGGAAGAAUCAAAGGCUGCUCUCGAAGAUUUGACCCAAGAGACCGAGAACUUGAAUGUGGAGUAA
This is a messenger RNA of Kuraishia capsulata CBS 1993, 588 nucleotides long. RefSeq lists its product as uncharacterized. Lineage: Eukaryota; Fungi; Ascomycota; Pichiomycetes; Pichiales; Pichiaceae. The transcript has a single exon. The coding region runs from base 1 to 588 and encodes 195 amino acids. Gene Ontology annotation, molecular function: protein binding. The record is from RefSeq and is a predicted model, not a curated record.